UUUUUUUUUAAUUUUUUUAUUACACAUAAAAAUGGACCAAUUUUUGGAAUACGUUGAAAAGCAUCAAAACGACUUUGUUGAAAGACUUCGUAAAGCUGUUGCAAUCCCUAGUGUAAGUGGCGAUCCUUCUCAUCGUCCUGAUGUUUUCCGUAUGUCUGAAUUCUUGGUCUCUGAACUUAAGGCCUUGGGAGCUUCUGUUGAAACUCGUGAUCUCGGUAAGCAAGACUGGCAUGGACAAACCUUGGACUUGCCUCCUAUUGUUCUUGCUACUGUUGGUAACGAUCCUUCCAAAAAGACAAUCCUUGUCUAUGGUCACUAUGAUGUUCAACCUGCACUUAUUGAGGAUGGCUGGAAUACAAACCCCUUUGAAUUAGUCGAAGAUGAUCAAAACCGCUUGAUUGGUCGUGGUGCCACUGAUGAUAAGGGACCUGUUUUAGGAUGGAUUAAUGUUGUUGAAGCUCAUAAAGCCCUUGGCAUUGAAUUACCUGUUAAUCUCAAGUUCUGUCUUGAAGGUAUGGAAGAAUCUGGCUCAGAAGGUUUAGAUAGCCUCAUCUUUGAAGAAGCUGACAAAUACUUUAAUGAUGUUGAUGCUGUUUGUAUUUCUGAUAAUUACUGGCUUGGUACCACUAAGCCCUGUUUAACUUAUGGUCUUCGUGGUGUCUCUUAUUUCCACAUGAAGGUGAAAGGACCUCGUGCUGAUCUUCAUUCGGGUGUAUUUGGUGGUACUGUUCAUGAACCUAUGACUGACCUUAUUAGUCUUAUGAGUAAACUUGUUGAUCAAAACGGUAAAAUCCUUGUUCCUGGUAUUUAUGAACAAGUCCGUGCUUUAUCUCCUGAGGAGGAAAAGACAUAUGAUAACUUGGACUUCAAGAUGGAAGAACUUUAUGAUGCAGUUGGUAAUAAGAUUAAUAUUCAUGACUCCGUUCGUAAGACUCUUCAAGCUCGUUGGAGAAAUCCUUCUCUUUCUCUUCACGGUAUUGAAGGUGCCUUCUAUAAUCCUGGUGAUAAGACCGUUAUUCCUGCUUGUGUUACUGGUAAAUUCUCUAUUCGUACUGUACCUGAUAUGGAGCCUAAAGAGAUUUCUGCUUUGGUCGUCAAAUACUGUCAAGAUGAAUUUGCCAAAUUGGGUUCAAAGAAUAGCUUAGAAGUUCAAUGUACUCAUGAUGGUAACUACUGGCUCUCUAGUCCUGAACAUCCUAACUAUGUUGCCGCUGCUAAAGCCGUUGAAACUGUUUAUAACGUCAAACCAGAUUUGACACGUGAAGGUGGUUCUAUUCCCGUUACUUUAUCUUUCCAAGAUGCUCUUAAGAAGAAUGUCUUGUUGUUGCCAAUGGGUCGUGGUGAUGAUGGUGCUCACUCUAUUAAUGAGAAAUUGGAUAGAUCCAAUUACAUUAAGGGUACUCAAUUGUUAGGUGCCUAUUUGUAUGAAGUUUCUAAAAUUCAAUUGUAAUUUCAUAAAUAAAUAUAUUAUAUAAUACUUUAA
Cokeromyces recurvatus is the source of this 1483-nucleotide messenger RNA. RefSeq lists its product as uncharacterized. Gene Ontology annotation, molecular function: metallodipeptidase activity. Gene Ontology annotation, biological process: proteolysis. The record is from RefSeq and is a predicted model, not a curated record. Lineage: Eukaryota; Fungi; Mucoromycota; Mucoromycetes; Mucorales; Mucoraceae. The transcript has 7 exons. The coding region runs from base 32 to 1450 and encodes 472 amino acids.